This is a messenger RNA of Acaulospora colombiana, 417 nucleotides long. NCBI's taxonomy places the organism in Eukaryota, Fungi, Glomeromycota, Glomeromycetes, Diversisporales, Acaulosporaceae. The record is from the annotation of a GenBank genome assembly.
CCCGGAGUGUCUCUGCUGAUAUUCAGAGAUGAGUUUUUCGGGGAAAAGACGUCUCCGUGCUUCUUCCACAAACUCGGUGGACUCGAGCUGAGAGGACCAUCUUUCAAGAUACUUGUACCAGUCCAGAGACAGUCUCCAAAUUGGGAAUAUAUAUGGUAUGGUAGAGAUGUGGAAGAGCGAUACGCUGAAGGCGUCUGUUGCAUAAAGAAAUAUUCCAAAUGUCCUGAUUUUGAGGACGCAGAUCUACUGAGCCGAGAUCGAGUGGCAUCGAAACGAGAUCGAAGUGAGCGCCAAAGUGUACCACCUCCUACCGAGCAUGCCUGUUCUCCGUGGUUCAGCACAAUUUAUCCUUUCCUUCUGGUAGAGAAGCUCACUUUAACAGACAUACAAGACGACUUUCACAUACUGGUCGCCUGG